Molecule: messenger RNA, 6005 nt
Organism: Penaeus chinensis
Lineage: Eukaryota; Metazoa; Arthropoda; Malacostraca; Decapoda; Penaeidae
Gene: chb
Product: CLIP-associating protein 1-B-like
Exons: 30
Coding region: 492-5159 (1555 amino acids)
Biological process (GO): mitotic spindle assembly
Cellular component (GO): cytoplasmic microtubule; mitotic spindle; microtubule organizing center
Molecular function (GO): microtubule binding
Source: RefSeq, a predicted model, not a curated record
UCAGUUUAUUUUUGUUAUGGCGGAGACCGUUUAUGGAAGGGAACAAAUGCUCGCAAAAGCGCUGAUAUAGACAUGAUUAUAGUGCGGAAGAACGUGAAAAUGUUAUAGAAAAGUCUUUAGUAGAAAGAUAACAAGUGUUACAUUCUGUUGCCUGCGGAUGAGGUCAUCUCUAUUCGGAGUGUAGGUUGUAACAGUGUUUUAUGGUGAAAAGCACGGCGCGGGACAAGAAAGAGAUCGAAGGCAGCGCGAGGCUCGUCUCAGAAGCAGCCCAGUGGCAGGGCACAGCGAGGUGUUGAGUAGUGAGGUCGUCCCCGUUGAGCCGGUGUGUGCUCGGCCCCGCGGUGGUCGGUCUACGGGGGAUGCCAAGUGAUCGUGGUGGGGGUAGUUGAUCGUUGUCGCGAGAGCCAUUUGGAAGAAGAAAAGGAAAGGAGAAGGAAAAUAUAAAAGUUUUGUUUUUGAGAGUAGUGGUGAAAGUAUAGUGCUCGUUCAAGAUGUCGCAGAUGGAUUUGUUCACGCCGUUACUACAGACGACGGACACCCGCAAGAAGUUGGCCAUAGGCACGGACAUCAUCAAUUACCUUGGCCUGCCUUCCAACAGCAUCGAGUGCGAUGACAUCGGCAUGUUCAUCGACGGCCUCGUGCCAUGGCUGCAGAGUAGCAACUUCAAGGUGACCUUGAAUGGGCUGGAGGUGAUGACCUUCCUGGUGGAUCGCAUGAAGGAGGACUAUCGGCCUUAUCUCUCCUCAGUUGUCCCGUCAGUGGCGGACAGAUUAGGUGACAGUAAAGAUGCAGUCCGAGAAAAAGCACAGACGCUACUCUCCAGUAUGAUGGACAAUGUGGUCACCCCAAAUAAUAUGUUUGAAAGGCUUAUCCCAGCCUUCUCCCACAAAAAUGGCAAAGUCCGAGAAGAGGUCAUGACAUGCCUUCAGAAUACAUUAACCAAUCAUGGAGCUUCAUCAGUAACAGUCUCACGGCUCAUCCCACACGUAGUAAAACUACUGUCUGACCCAACAGCUCCAGUGAGAGAUUGCGCCUUCAACACAUUGGUUGAGUGCUACAAACAUUACGGUGAAAGAUUGAGACUGGAUUUGACAAAGAAACACAGUAUUCCUUCUGGAAAAUUACCAGCUUUAAUGACACGCUUCGAUGAAGUUCGGGAUACAGGAUUAAUGAUGCCAUCUGCAAUAACGACUGCUACACCAAAUGAAGGAAAAGGAGACGAUGAAGUGGACAGAGCGAGUGUCAAAUCCGGAGGCAGCAAAUCAAGAGCCAGCAGUGCCCCUCCUGUCAGAAGAUCCGUCCUUGGGGCUGCCCUACCCCCAAAGAGUGCCGGAGCAGGGGAGAGUGGUGGUGGUGGGGGCCCUCGAACAACAAUCAAGAGAGUGCCAUCUAUCAGUCGGGGGAGAGCAGGGUCAUCAUCCUCAUCUACAGCUCCUGCUGGAGCUGUGGAUGAAGCCUCGUUCUUUGCCUCAUUUGAGGAUGUUCCUAAAGUUAACAUUUACUCUGCCCGGGAACUGGAGGACAACCUCACCAAGACCAGGGAGGUUAUCUCCAGCCCCAGUAAUGACUGGGACAAGAGAGUAGAGGCACUGAAAAAAUUGCGAAGUCUCUUAAUUGCUGGUGCCACUGGGUAUGAGGAGUUUUAUCCUCAUCUGCGGCUUUUGGAACCUGCCAUGCAAUUGUCUAUCAAAGAUCUCAGGUCACAGGUGGUCCGAGAAGCAUGUAUCACUGUUGCAUACAUGUCCCAGGAACUUCACCAUAAGGUUGACCAUUUGUGUGAGACUGUCCUGCCAAAUCUUAUUUACUUAAUACCCAACAGUGCCAAGGUGAUGGCAUCCUCUGGCAUUGUCACGAUUCGGUUUAUAAUUCAAAACACUCACCACCAUAAACUAAUUCCUAUCCUUUUGCGAGAGAUCGGUAGCAAGAAUAGAGAGAUCCGCAAAGUCUUGUGUGAGGUUUUAGAUCAAUUAGUGCAUACGUGGCCCACUCAUUCUAUGGAAAAGCACGUUCUCAUCCUUGCCGAGACAAUUAAGAAGGGAAUCACAGAUGCUGAUCCCGAAGCAAGAGCCUUCUCCAGAAAAGCAUAUUGGGGCUUUGCGGGCCACUUCAAGGACGAGGCAGACAAACUGCUGAACUCGCUGGACCCGAGCUACAAGAAGAUGCUUCAGGGAGAGAUGAGCAUGUCCAAUUCAUCUUCAUCACAGUCUCUGCACAACUCCCAGAAGUCAGCUGGAGCGCGUCCCGGGUGGUCACGUUCCUCUUCGACGGCUGGGAGCACAGAGAACCUGUCUGGAAUGUCAUCAAGACUCCCCCAAAGUGGCAUGCGACGCUCUGCCAUCCCUACCCCAGCCUCCCACCGCCCUCAGGACUCCCCAGACUCCCCUGCCCCCUCCCACACACCCACCAACUUCCGCUCCAACAGUGCCAUUGACCUGCAGGCCGCAAGGCGUGCACAGGCUCGUUCACAGUAUGCCCAGGCCCAGAGACUCAAGGUGGGCUCUGGAGCAUCACUACGAACUGAAGGAGAGGACAAAGCACGUCCAAGAAAAACGUCCGAUCAUCCGCCCAUCAGCUCUAUCACAUCCCCAGACCGCAUGGGAAGACCCAGAAGCCGAGGCGGAGUUUCUCAAUCACAGCCUGGUAGUCGCAGUGGAUCCCCCUCAUCCAGACUUAGUUAUGCAACAUACUCUUCACCUGGAGACUCAGGCACCUUAGGCCGCUCUAGACGCAGGAGUGGAAUUCCACGUUCCACAGGUACUUCGCGAGAACCUUCACCUAGCCGUUACAGUGGGCUGAGCGGUAUAUCACCAUCAAAGUCUCGUUCAAGAUCUAUCUCAGGUGCCUCAGAAAUGCCUCCCCAAGUACCAGGGAAAUCUCGACAGGUCAUGGCCCAGAAGAUCCUACAACAGAGUCGCGAAGCAGAGAGUGCGUUAGCUGACGCACUCGUGAGUCUGCCACCAGGAGGAGGAGUCCUUCGUGAAAGAUCAAACUACCCUGGUAGGGUUGAUCGAUGUGAUAGAGCUGGAGGAGAGUUCCAGGCUUACCGUCAACCUCGUUCUCCAAACAGAAAGAUGUACAGUAAAGCCUUUGAGGACCAAUCUGACAACGAUAGCGAGACCUCCAGUAUUUGCUCUGAACGUUCCUUUGACUCCUGUAGGAGAAGUGAUCAAUUCUGGUACGGAUCACAACAACGUAUUCUCAAGGAAGUGUGGGAGCCAACAGUGAAGAUGCAGGACGUGAGUGACAUCAUCCUUAACUGCGCGUCAACACACUGGGGUGACCGAAAAGAAGGCCUGAUGGCCCUUCAGGCAUUCCUUCGUGGCUCUCACAUGCUCACUGGAUCUGAGCUGAAGAGGGUCACUGAGAUCUUUACCAAAAUGUUCAUGGAUGCUCACACGAAGGUGUUCACACUCUUCCUCGACACUUUGAUGGAGCUGAUCAUGGUACACAAAGCUGACCUGGGCGAUUGGCUUUAUAUUCUACUUACAAGGUUGCUUAACAAAUUGGGAUCAGAUCUGCUGGGAUCUGUGCAGACCAAGAUCCACAAAACCUUAGAUUUAGUCAGAGACUCAUUCCCAUGUGAUCAACAAUUCAUUGUUCUAAUGAGAUUUCUAGUGGACCAAGCUCAAACUCCAAACUCCAAGGUGAAGGUGGCAACACUGACGUACCUCAAGUGUCUAGUGGAUGUGAUGGACCGCGGUGACCUCACAGCAUCCCCGGACACCCCAAUGGCACUGGCUAAGAUCCUUACCUGGACUGCUGACCAGAAGUCCCUGGACAUCCGGCGGGCAGCUUCAGCGUGCUUCAUUGCAAUGUUCAACUGCAACAUCACUGAGUUCACAGCACUUUUGCAGCAGCUGCCUUCUGCCUGCCAAAGCACAGCAUCGCAGAUCAUCCAGAGCCAUCUGAAGAGAGCGGCCAGUUUGGAUGCCUCGCCCUCUUCCCUGCCCACCCGCACACCUCCCAGUGCUGGCGGGACUCCUGUGCUUCAGAGCCCCAAUACCUCACUCCCGCGCUCGCACCGGUCAUCGCGACACAAUACCAUUGAUUUUGAUGAUACGGAAAAUCUUAAUCCAGAAGAAGUCUAUAGGAGUUUGAAACGCACAACAGCAGAGAUCCAGAACUAUAGCUUCGACCUGGAUUUAAGUAGUCGCAGAGAUAGUUUAGAAAAACAUAGAGAUUCUACGUCACAGGUAUUCCUCCCACAGGACUCUGGGAUUAGUCAAUUAUCAGCUGGUGGAGGCGACCUUCGCACCAUAGACACUGUAGAUGACAAAGGUGUGGAGGAUACCAAUGGCAUCCUGUCGGGAAGAUCCUCAAGUGUUUCUUCACCCACACAUCGCAACCUCUCCAUGAUGUCCGACUCUUCAAGAAACGGACUUGACACCCUCACAGACGAUGAUCUCGGUAGAGGAGAUGGACAGGAGAGUGAUGCAGAGAUAAUGUCUGGUGUAGUGGCUGAGCUAGGUAACACAGAGGAGGGGCGCACAGCAGAAAAGCGUGCUGCGUUGACAUCUCUAAUACGACUGGCGCGUACAGGCUCCACUCUAGUCUGGAAUGAGAAUUUCCGUGCUGUGCUGAGGUUGUUGUUAGAGAGUCUUGCGUGUGACGAUGGAGGUCAGCGUGCCCUGGUGCUAGCCGUUCUGACAGAGAUGAUGAGGAGAAGUCCCCUUGUGCAUCACUUCCUUAGUUUUUCGGAGCUUAUCAUCCUUAGGGUCCUCAAUGCACAUGCUGACAAAGAAAAGGAAGUCCUUCGAGCAGCAAGUGUUUGUGCUGGAACUGUAGCAGAAAUCCUUCCUCCUGAGGUCGUGAUUCGGGUGUUGAAGCCUCUUAUUCAGAUGGGAGAAUAUCCAGUGAAUCAAGCGGCCAUCAAAAUGCUCAAUAAACUGGUUGAAGCCCACCAACCAUCCAUUGUUGCUGCAGCAUUGCCUGAAAUCAUGCCUGGACUCAUUAAGGCAUAUGACAACAAGGAGUCCUGUGUACGCAAGGCUUCAGUGUUCUGCAUGGUAGCAUUGCAUAAUGCUGUGGGAGAGGAUGCAAUGCGACCACACUUAGAGAGUCUUACAGGAUCCAAGUUGAAGCUCCUCAACCUGUACAUCAAGCGUGCUGAGACCCAGAAUUCGGGGGCAUCAUCUCCAAAGUCUGAACCACCACCUUAAUGAUAAUACUAUAUGUGGAGGUGAAAAUGGCGGGUGUUUUGGGGAUAGGGUAGGGGUUAGGGGGUGUGGCAGAAAGAUUAAUUUUAUUGAACCUUUGAUUGGCUCAAAAAACAAACAAGAAAAGAUUUUGUAAUUAGACGUUUUGAAAAUAACAGAAAGAAUAAUAAAAAAGCUCUGUAAAAUAUAAAUGACUCAGAUUUUACUAAUUGAUAUUAGAAUAGGAAAUAUAGUUGGCCAACAGUUGCUAAUUUUAUGAAUACUGUUGUAUCUAGAUGUACACAAUAUUUCUUUAAGAAUUAUGGAAAUAGAAUCUGCCCAUGACAGUUUUGGCACAAAAUUAUAGAAAAUAUGUCCUUGGAAGGUGAAGUGCUUAUAAAAAUAAUAAACAAGGACAAGGCUAUUGUGUGUAAAAUUAUGAAUUUAUGAAUGAGUGCGUUGGUUGAGAGAACGUGACUCAAGGUUGGAUUGACUCCUCAACAUUGUGGUGCCAGGUGGUUCUACCAUAGUUUUACCAGUAGUUUUUACUGACAUAUUUGCUUACUUGGCAAUCUUUGUGUGAUAGAUUACUUUGUGAUUAUUGAUAACAUAGAUAUGGCUUAUCCUGGCAAAGUGAAAUAUUAUAAACCAAUUGUAGGAUGUUAAGGAGCAGCAAAUGUGCCAUUAGGGGUGCAGUUCAUGUUAACUAAAGGAGUUUACACUUGUUUCUUGCUGCCUACCUUCAGUUUCUCCUGCAUGGUCUACUCUCUUCUCUUGGAAAAGAAAUGUGAAGUUAAAUAUUAAUUCCCAAUAAAGAUGAUAUGAUUAUUAACAAUAGUAUAACUCAUAUUAUUAGGGGCUGGGAGCUAG